AUGGAUCGCACUACCUGGCUCGAUGGCCUUCGAGGCAUCGCAGCGGCCAUCGUCGCUACAGAUCACUACUUCAUGGGCGGCGUGCUUGACUCUGCCUUUCUAUCCUUCUGGGCUGACCCGCCGGAGGAAAAUCGCCGUUUAAUUCAACUGCCUCCCAUUCGCCUCCUUUUCGCCGCACAUGCAAUGGUGCCACUUUUCCUAGUAAUUUCGGGAUAUGCCAUAUCUAUCAAUCUUCUCAGAUUGCGGAAAAGCAGCCCUGCCGACUUUGUACGCCGGUUGUCUUCCGCUGUCACCCGACGCAUUUUUCGCAUCUACCUACCCGUCUUUGUUAUCAGUGUGAUUUCACAAUUACUUUACCUUUUUAAUAUUUACAACUGGACCUUCGGCGAUGAUGCUCUAUGGGGUCGGAAGCCCUGGACUGCGCCAUGGCUGCACAUCACAUUUGUCUUUCGCUACAUGAUUGACAACAUGAAUAUCAUCAACUUUCAGGCAAACCCAGGCCUCAAUGGCCAGCUUUGGACCAUGCCUUUUGAGUUCCGAGGGUCUUUGGUUGUCUAUAUCACGGUCCUAGGACUGGCCUUCUGGCGUCCGCAGAUGAGACGUAUUGCGAUUGCAUCGCUGGCCGCAUAUUGGUUCUACUUUGGACAGUGGGACCUAUUUGCUUUCCUGGCCGGUCUCUAUCUUGCCGAAAUGCGCAUUUUGUCCUCGAUUUCAACAGAGGACGAGACCAGUUUGCCUUUAUACAACGAGAAACUCUGGGCAUCGAUCCACUUCAAGGGGAUCAAUCUUGCCAUGAUCCAAACAUUCUUUUGUUUUACAUUUGGUUUUUGGCUGGUUUGUCUUAGUGACGAUGGCUUUUUGCCACCAGGGUAUCAAUUCCUCAGUUUCUUCGAGUCGUCUCGCUGGGAGGGUGACUGGGCGAUAGUGAGCAAAACCUGGAAAACUACAGGCUCAUUGCUGGUCGUUUACGGGAUAAGCAGAUCCCCAGCUCUUCAACGGCCGUUGGAUUCUCGUCCUAUUCAAUACUUGGGCAAGAUCUCGUUCUCUCUUUAUUUGGUCCACCAGUCUGUGUACCAUCUUGUGCGUGACCCCGUCUUGGGCUUUCUGUGGUAUGUGGCUACGAGAGAGUCAUAUCCCGGAACCCCGGAGGCGAGUAAAUACACGGUUCCCUUUGCAUUUUCGUGGAUUGUCGGGUUCGCUAUAAUUUCUGUUAUCAAUUUGUACGUCUCGAGUUUAUUCACAAAGUUCGUCGAUGAACGAUGUGUACAGAUUGCCAAAAGGUUUGAUGGUUGGCUUACACGAUAG
Molecule: messenger RNA, 1305 nt
Organism: Penicillium waksmanii
Lineage: Eukaryota; Fungi; Ascomycota; Eurotiomycetes; Eurotiales; Aspergillaceae
Product: acyltransferase family protein
Exons: 1
Coding region: 1-1305 (434 amino acids)
Biological process (GO): polysaccharide biosynthetic process
Cellular component (GO): membrane
Molecular function (GO): acyltransferase activity, transferring groups other than amino-acyl groups
Source: RefSeq, a predicted model, not a curated record